Messenger RNA from Aethalodelphis obliquidens (Pacific white-sided dolphin), 1302 nucleotides. It is a transcript of the gene RAB13, whose product is annotated as RAB13, member RAS oncogene family. NCBI's taxonomy places the organism in Eukaryota, Metazoa, Chordata, Mammalia, Artiodactyla, Delphinidae. The transcript is spliced from 8 exons. Gene Ontology annotation, molecular function: GTPase activity; GTP binding. The record is from RefSeq and is a predicted model, not a curated record. The coding region runs from base 135 to 746 and encodes 203 amino acids.
CCCGGAGCCUGGGCGGAGAGGGAGGAAAACUUCCUGGCCUGGGCUCCGGGGCUGCUCUGUUUGCCAACCCUCCAAUCCCGCCUACCCGUGCACAGCGCUUCCCCACCCCUCUCCCGGCACCCCCAGUGUCCGCCAUGGCCAAAGCCUACGACCACCUCUUCAAGUUGCUGCUGAUCGGGGACUCAGGGGUGGGCAAGACUUGUCUGAUCAUUCGCUUUGCAGAGGACAACUUCAACAACACUUACAUCUCCACCAUCGGAAUUGAUUUCAAGAUCCGCACUGUGGAUAUAGAGGGGAAAAAGAUCAAACUGCAAGUCUGGGACACAGCUGGCCAAGAGCGAUUCAAGACGAUAACUACUGCCUAUUACCGUGGAGCCAUGGGCAUUAUCCUAGUAUAUGACAUCACAGAUGAGAAAUCCUUCGAGAAUAUUCAGAACUGGAUGAAGAGCAUCAAAGAGAAUGCCUCGGCUGGGGUAGAGCGCCUCUUACUGGGGAACAAGUGUGAUAUGGAGGCCAAGAGGAAGGUCCAGAAGGAGCAGGCCGAUAAGUUGGCUCGGGAGCAUGGAAUCCGAUUUUUCGAGACAAGUGCUAAAUCCAGCGUGAAUGUAGAUGAGGCUUUCAGUUCCCUGGCCCGGGACAUCUUACUCAAGUCAGGAGGCCGGAGAUCAGGAAACAGCAACAAGCCCCCCAGCACUGACCUGAAAACUUGUGACAAGAAGAACACCAACAAAUGCUCCCUGGGCUGAGGACUCCCCUUCUGCCUAUCCGCCCUAAGCCUGGAGGCUGAACCUGAGGGAGGCAGGGCUAAGGGGCCGGGCAGGGGAGAAGUAGCACGUGGGGCUUGGAGGGAUAGAGAUGGGUAGAUGGUGGAAGAAUGGGGAGAAUAUGGAGAAGAAAAAAAGGAAGGAGCGAGUAGGAAAGAGGAAAAGAAGGAGGUAGACUAGAGAGGGAAGGAGAGGCAAGAAGGGAAAGAAUUGAGAAAGUGAAAGAAGGUGAAAAGGAGGUAGGAAGAGAGGGAGGAGGAAAGGAAGGAUCGAUGGCCCUAAGCCUCAGACCUUCUCUGGGUUUCCAGGGCAAAUAUAAAUGUAAAUAAAUAAUUGAUUUAUUCUGUUACUGGAGCAGGCUUUAGGGUCCUAUGAGAGGCUGGCUCAGCACCACCGUCUGAAGGUUUGGUCCUAUCCUGUCACUCUGCAUGGUCUUUCUCAGUAUUAAAGGCCACCAUUUGCACAAAUGUCCCUGGUUUGGGUAACUUUCAUCAUUGUCGGAAUUGCUCUCUACUCAUAAACCUAAUUCUUGUCUCUC